GUUCUCUGCAAUAAUAUUUAAUUUCAAACUAAGAAUCAUGGGAGCAGUUAAAACAAAAGUUGCCAAGAACCUUCAUGCGUCCAUCCGUAAAGAUGAUCUAGAAAGAGCUAGAAUGAUACUUGAGAAGUAUCCUGGCUCGGCGAAUUACCCUAUGAGCAGUGGGAACACUACUGCCUUAUGUAGAGCAACUUAUUUAGGCAAGAAAGAAAUGGCAGACUUGUUUCUGCAAUAUGGUGCAGACAUAAAUGCACCAGCAGCAAAGAGUGGCAAUACUCCGUUGAUGUGGGCUGCUUGGAGGAAUAACCUCGAAAUGCUCGAAUUCUUACUUACUAAAGGAGCUGAUGUGACUGUUACAAAUGAUGAAGGAGAUAACGCCCUUGACAUUGCAAUUGAGAGAGUGAGCUAUGAAGCAGCCUUGAUGUUGAAGAAAAGUGGCUUAGAUCCUAAAAAUGAAGAGUACUAUCUAGAUAGAGUUGCUACAGAAUUUGAUCUUGAUGUUUUCAUUCAAUAUUUGAGGGAAGAAAUUGAAGUUAAUGAUAAAUAAUGUAUUUUUCCAAAAGGUCAAACUUAGAGAACAGCAAGAAACAGAAAGAGAUAAGGUAAUCGACCCAAGAGAAAGCUGGAAACACUGGUUUAAAAGAACUGCAACUUUUGAAGAGCCCCCAAUGGUUGAUAGAGAUGAACUCCCUGAAGAUAAGAAGCCUCACAGAGCAUCGUUAUUCAACAAAGUUGAAAAUAUGAUGAACGGAAUUAACCCAUACCCACCAGGCCAUAAAUGGAACAAGAAAGGCGAUCGUGAAGCCAAUUCAGUCCCAAAUGAGAAUAACGUAAUCUUCAGAGAUGAUAACCAAGAAAGAGAUGAAUACCUUGACGAAGAAUGCAAGGAAAGAGAUAAAGAGAAUGAUACUCCUGCAUCGAUGAUCUUUAAAAGAGACCAAAUGACUCUUCAUGACUAGACUGAUUAAUUUAUGAAUUCAACAAUACUGGGAUUUAAA
Moneuplotes crassus is the source of this 995-nucleotide messenger RNA. NCBI's taxonomy places the organism in Eukaryota, Ciliophora, Spirotrichea, Euplotida, Euplotidae. The record is from the annotation of a GenBank genome assembly.